UUCCUCCUCCUUCCCCCUUCUGUUUCUGUAUCUUUCCAUCAAUCUAUCUUUCUAGUGCUGUCCUCUUGAUUCUUCCUGAUUCUUCUUCUGUUACUUUUCCUAGCCUUUUCUGGUAAGCUUAGACUUUUUCCGGUAAUUUCGAAUCAGUCUUUCCGGUAGCUUCUUCUUCAUUCUGUGAAGUUUUUCCCUCGUCCGGAAGAUAAUCUUAUCCGGAGCAGGCAAGAUUUGAAGCUAAGAUUCUGUGUAGUUACUGUUGGAUGGCUACUGAGGAUAAAAUUGAAGGGACAAUGUUAGAAGAAAGCACUGUCAAAUCUGGUAUUUGCAAUUCCAAUUGCAGCCCACAAUCUGAGUCCAUGGACCAACUGAAGGAGUUACACUCAUUUAAGAGUGAUCAUACACCCAAGGUCAGGAAACCCUACACAAUUACUAAACAGAGAGAGAAAUGGACAGAGGAAGAGCACCAAAAGUUUCUUGAGGCUUUAAAAAUGUAUGGUCGUGGAUGGCGUCAAAUUGAAGAGCAUGUAGGAACCAAAACUGCAGUUCAAAUUCGAAGCCAUGCGCAAAAGUUUUUCUCUAAGGUGGUACGUGAAUCAAAUGGUAGCUCUGAGGGCCCUAUCAAACCAGUUGAGAUACCACCUCCUCGUCCAAAAAGAAAGCCAAUGCAUCCUUAUCCUCGGAAAUGCAGUGAUUCUACCAAAGGAAUGUCACUAGAAACUCAACUAGAGAGGUCUCCAUCCCCCAAUGAAUCGGUCAGAGAACAAGAGAACAAAUCACCCACAUCUGUUUUAUCUCCAUUUGCUUCAGAUGUUUUAGGGACUGGAGUCUCAGAGCAGCAACAUGGAUGCUCUUCCCCAACUUCUUGUACUACGAACAUUCAGUCAAUGAAUAUAUCUCUUGUUGAAAAGGACAGUGAGUACGUAACAUCAAACUCAUCUGCGGAGGAAGAGAAAUUAUCUCUGUUGUCUGUUCAGGUGUCUGCUCGUUCAGCUCUGGAGGACUUUCUGUCAAUGAAGUUCAAUAUGAGUUCCAAGGAUUCAUUAUGUGCUAAACAAGAUGCAGCAAAAGUCAUGCCUUCUACUAGCAUUAAAUUGUUUGGGAAAACAGUUAUGGUAACAGAUCCUGGGAAACCUUCUCCUAGUGUGGAGAAUUUGAGAUCACAAAUUUCUAAUUCCAGUCAAGAGAACCUUGAUGCUGAUGGUGAGAUGGUUGUUCAGACCCUACCAUCAAAGCAAUUAGACAAACAUUUAUCACUUGGUUCUUUCAUCAGAGAGAGGAAUUCUGAGCUUUCUGGACAUGCUGUCUACCCUAACAUGGAACUAAAAGUAGCAAAAACUGACAUGGUGAAACCCACACCUGAUGCUCCCAUGCCAUGGUGGGCUUUGUAUCAAGGUCUGCCCUUAUAUUACCUAACAUCAUUUAAGCCAAGCUCAGUUCAAACCCCUAGCAAUGCUUGGCUCAGUGAGAGCCAGAAAGAGAAAGAAAUUCUGAAUGAAAGAUCUUGUACUGGUUCAAAUGCGGGUUCAGUAAGUCAAGCAGAAAAUAGGGAGAAAAAUUCAGAUUCUGUUGAUUCUCAAUGUCGGCGACCUUGUUCUGAGGGAAAAGACAGCCCUCGGAGGUGUACAAAGGGAUUUGUACCUUACAAAAGAUGUUUAGCGGAGAGGGAUGUGUCGUCACCGGUGGUUGGCUCCGAAGAGCAGGAAAGGCAAAGGGCCCGAAUAUGCUAGUAGUGUGCUCACUGCUGUAGCAUAAUGAACUAGUGAACAGGUUCAACUAAUUUAGGUAGUGGGACGAUGGCCAAUAAUGCUUCAGGUUUUCACAUAACAAAGACGAUAGCAAAGAACUUUACGAGAUUCUAGUCUACUUUUCUCGUGUUUUCUUUCUCCGAAUGAGCUCUAUUCAAAUUGCAUAUACGUUUGAGCAUACGGAUGCUGAGAAAGCUGAGGAGCUGAUUGCAGUUUAACGUGGCUAAUAGCUUAAGAGGUUGGAUGGGCAGUGUGAUAGGUAAAGAUGGUCAGUUGUGUGUUCAGAAUUUGAAGUUCCAUUCUAGUUUUUACACUUUGAGCGGGGCAGUUGUUCUAUACAUAACGUCUCGAUGCUCCAUUGUGUUAUUUAGAUACUGAAUGUACCUUAUUUUGCAGAAUUGCAGCAAAUUUUAUAACUUUUAUGUUGUGAAGUUGAUUUUUUUCAUUGAUAUUUUUUGGAACUAACAAUAUUUUACGUUCUGCCAAUGUAAGUC
Rubroshorea leprosula is the source of this 2236-nucleotide messenger RNA. The record is from the annotation of a GenBank genome assembly. Lineage: Eukaryota; Viridiplantae; Streptophyta; Magnoliopsida; Malvales; Dipterocarpaceae.